AUGGCUCAGACACAGAACCUCCCGCCCGUAUAUGGCGGCCACCCCGGAUAUCCCGCACCCCCUCAUCCUCAGUACGAUCACAAUCGACAAGUGCAGCUGCAAGCAAACGGCCAGGCGAUGCAGGCAGCGCCCGUGUCCCAAACUGCUAAGACGUUAUCAGUCGUCAGGGACGGCUUGAGAUUCUCGUUGGUCGUCGUGCAGCAGCCCGUCCGAGCGCGCAUGUGUGGCUUUGGUGACAAGGUGAGCAAUGGACCCCGUGGCACGGGAUGUGACCCAUCUGAGACAUUUGUANNGGACCGCAGACCCAUUACUCCUCCGCCAUGUGUGCGGCUUGUUGUUACCGACGAGCAGACGCACAAGGAGGUUCCCGCUGAGUAA
Aureobasidium vineae is the source of this 378-nucleotide messenger RNA. The record is from the annotation of a GenBank genome assembly. NCBI's taxonomy places the organism in Eukaryota, Fungi, Ascomycota, Dothideomycetes, Dothideales, Saccotheciaceae.